UGCCCUUGGCAAGCGAGCACCGCACCAUCUCUCGCCGUAUUCGACUCCUCCACCGCCCGCCCCCUGGAUUGGGAGCCAAGAAAAGCAGACCAUUGUUUCAAAAAAGAAAAAGAAAAGCAGACCAUAGAUCCUCGGAAACCAGCGCCUCCGAUCCAUUCCGCCUCUGCCGCUUGCUCCCCCGCCGCAGCCCUGCACCCGGAGGCUGCCUGCUUCUCCUGCCCAGCGCUCCCGCAAGUCGCAGCCAAGAAAUGGCUCGACCUGAGGAGAACGCGAAAUUCCCCAGCUGUGAUGCCUACUUUGACACUAUCCAGUCCAAGAAGAAGCUCCCACUAGCUUUGCAGGAAUCCCUGACCGCCGCCUUUGCUCAGAUCCCAGUCGCAUCGUUUCCUGAUGUUCCUAGUGGCCGAGUGACUGAAAUUCCUGGAGAAACUUCCGUUCUUGAUGCUGUUAGAAUUUUAUCUGAGCACAACAUAAGGGCAGCGCCAGUGCUUAACCCUGAACCUGGGGCUCCAGCUGAUUGGCAAGGGAGGUAUCUUGGCAUCAUCGAGUACUCAGCCAUCAUCCUUUGGGUACUAGAUAAUGCUGAUCUCGCGGCCGUAGCUCUGUCAGCUGGAUCAGCAACUGCUGCAGGAGUUGGAAUGGGUGCUGUUGGUGCAGUGGGCGUGGCAGCAUUAGGUGUAACCGGCCCGGCAGCUGUCGCUGGAUUGACUGCUGCUGCAGUAGGGGCUGCUGUUGCUGGCGGGUUAACUGCUGAAAAGGGUGUUGCGAAGGAUGGAGUUACUGCUGCUGAUCAUUUAGGGGAAGAUUUCUACAAAGUUCUGCUUCAGCAAGAACCUUUCAAAUCGACUACAGUUCGGUCAAUUGUUGAGUCCUACCCAUGGUCUCCUUUUGUGCCUGUUACACUUGACAGUUCAAUGCUUGCCGUACUACUGUUGCUCUCCAAGUACAGGUUGAGGAAUGUGCCUGUGAUCGAACCUGAUAAGCCAGUUAUUAAGAACUUCAUUACUCAGACUGGUGUUGUUAAAGGACUUCAGCAGUGUAAAGGAAGGGAUUGGUUCGACUAUAUUUCGGCACUUCCUCUUUCAGACUUGGGGCUUCCAUUCAUGUCUCUUGAUGAGGUUAUUACGGUUAACAGUGAUGAUCUAAUCUUAGAAGCUUUCAAGUGCAUGAAGGAUAACAAAAUUGGCGGUGUACCCGUAGUAGAAGGUCCCCGAAGGAAACUUGUUGGUAGUGUGAGCAUAAGGGACAUUCGCUUCCUGUUGCUUAGGCCUGACUUAUUUUCUGAUUUCAGGCACCUUACCGUGUUGGAUUUCAUGAAGGCUCUAGGUUCCACUCUUCCUGACUCGGGGGACAAUGGGCUGGUGAAGCCGCCACUCACCUGUGCACCUGAUGCUUCCAUGGGCAGCGUGAUCGACAGCAUCGGGUCGAGGAUAACCCACCGGAUAUACGUGGUGGAUGGCGACUUUGAGGUGGUCGGUGUUGUGACACUCCGAGAUGUGAUCUCUUGCUUCAUCCACGAGCCCCCUGGCUUCUGCGACAGUUAUCUUGCUUCAGCGAUGGAGAAGCUCGAGGACAAGGGCGAUGCCGAUUCCUCCGUUGAGAACAGCUGAGCUCUCGGGAGCGCAAGACGGUGGAAAUAACAGACAGGGUUAGUGAGCAAGUCUUGUAGUUGGGCUGAUUCGUUCAUGUUGUGGUGUUGAUACAGUAAAUUCUGUGUGGGGUGACAACACAUUUCAGUGCCUCUGUUGGUGUGCUUUAGUCUGUCAACUGUGCGUUGCUGAGUUGGCUGAUCCGCACCUGUUUCCUGAUGCAAACACUGCAGUGGCGAUUCUGUGAUGUGUAAAAGGGUUAACGAACCAAUGAUUACCCAAUCUCAGUCGUCAUGUGUACCUCUGUAUCCUCCUCGAUCAAUCAAUCGAUUAGUCUGAUGUA
This is a messenger RNA of Triticum urartu, 1932 nucleotides long. Lineage: Eukaryota; Viridiplantae; Streptophyta; Magnoliopsida; Poales; Poaceae. The record is from RefSeq and is a predicted model, not a curated record.